Trichomonas vaginalis G3 is the source of this 719-nucleotide messenger RNA. Its product is annotated as MULE transposase domain-containing protein. The annotation marks the transcript as partial. The record is from RefSeq and is a predicted model, not a curated record. NCBI's taxonomy places the organism in Eukaryota, Parabasalia, Trichomonadida, Trichomonadidae. The transcript has a single exon.
AUGUUGUUUUACAUGAUAUCAGCCAAAUUUCCAAAUACACAUGCAUUCCCAAUUUUUCAAUUUGUCGUUUAUCCAAACACUUCAGAAAAUAUUGCAUUCUGUCUCAAGGCAUUUUUUAACUGGGCAAAAGUAAAACCAAAAUAUUUUAUGUCAGAUUGUGCACAAGAAAUCGAAAAUGCGAUUAUCAACUCUUUUCCAGAAGUUAUCCUUCAUUGGUGUGCAGUUCAUGUAAUGAGGGCGUUCAGAAAAAAUUUGAAAGAUUAUGCAUUUGAGAGUUCAGACAAAUUGAUAUUAGAUACAAAAAUGAACUAUCUUGCAUACGGCAGAAAUGGCAAGAAAGAAUGGAUUGAACCAACGUUCAAAAAAAUUCUGGAAAUAGCCGAAAAAUUCCCAGAAUUUUCAAAAUACAUACAAAAUCAAUGGAUAUCAAACCAAGAAAGAUGGACAGCCGCUGAAAGAGAUGAAAAUUUAGCUCUCACAAAUAACAUUUCAGAAUCGAUUAACAAAAAAAUUAAAUAUUACUACUUUGGCGGAACAAUUUUCAUGAGAUUUGAUCGAUUUGUGAUGAAAUUAAUCGAUUUUAUCGUUCCUUCAUUUUAUUACAGAAUUUCUCAAGAUAUAAGGCUCAGAGACAAAAUUCCAAAUCCGUUGCCAUCUGAAAAAAAGCCAAAAAAGUCUACAAUCAGACUGGAUACAGAAAAAUGUAUAAUGCUCACUGA